AUGAACCCAAAGUCACAUGAGGUAAUAUAUGAUACGUUAUCAUUAUUGAAUCCAAUAACCAAGCUAAAAUAUAUAAAUCCUACUUUAACUAAAGAUUGUUUACAUAAAAAUGCUUGCUUCGAAAGGGAUGAGGCUGUAAAGGGAAUUGAAAAUAACAUAUAUUAUUGUCCACAUUGUAGUAAACCGGCAACGAGUUUGAAUGAUUUAGUUGCAGAUUGGAGAGUUAAUGCUUAUAAAGAAUUUAAUGAAUAUGCUGAGGAUGUAACAGUAAUUUCAGGGGUUGUGGUUAAUAAAUACACAAGAAAUAAAAAGAGAUAUUUGGAGUUUUUCACCUAGACUGAAUACAUGAAUCAAUUUAAAUAAAUGUUUGAAAGAGCUUCGAAGGAUUCUUCAAUAUCAUCAUUAAUAUAAAAAGAAUUAGAAUCAAAAUAAUAGAAUUUAAACAAUUAAUAAAAAAUUAAUUUUUGGAGCUUUUGUUUGUAAGACAGGGUGAAAAUAAAUAUCCCUGUGAGAAUAAUUGGAUGCAAACAUUAUGAAUGUUAUGAAAUAACUAGUUUACUCUCCUAUUAGGAUUAGAAUAAAUUAAAAAAAGAAUUUUUAGAAUGCAAUCAACCAGGAUGCUCUAAUCGGUUGAAAAUUGCUCACAGAGACUAUACUAAAUAAUCUAAUACUCCAAAAUCUCCCGAAUUGGAUGAAUAAGAGAAAAUAUUUGACGUCUAAACAUUAUUUUCUGGCAUUUGCGUAGAUAAGGAUUUAUUAACUGCAAUCAAAAAGAGUAAUCCCAGCUCUUAUAAAUUUUAUUAUAAUUAUAUAGACAAAAUAAUUUAAGAAGAUAUAAGGAUAGUAAAUGGCAAGCAAGCUGAUCCAUUCAUUGAAAAAAUCUAUCAACAACAUCCUGAUUUACAAAGUAAAGUGUCAUUCGAAGAUUUCCAAAAAUAAAUAUAAUAACAGGCAAUAGCAAUAACUCAAGGAGAUCUUUUGUAAGAGACUAAGGAAUUAAACAAAUAAGUAGCUUUGUAUAAAUACAGAAAUUAUACAGUAAAUAUGAAAGACAAAUUGACAUAACUUACAAUUGAAUAUCCAAUAAGAUGUAGGCUCUGUAAAGACCUUAAGGUUUGUAUGGAUAUGAGAAGUUUUAUAGCAUAAGUUAAUUAUAAAAAAAAAAUGUUUCCAAAAUAAGGUUAUACUUGUCCAUUAUGUAAUUCAUAAUUAAAUUAAAAUAUAACUAGCAUGAAUAUAUCAAAGUAAAUAUAUUUAGAUUCAAACAUGCUUUCAUACAUGUUUAAGGACAUGUCUUACACUAAUGGAACAUAGAAUUUUGAAUAUAAAGGAGAAUAAUAUAUGCUUUAAGAAUUUCUGGAUAGAUAAAAGAUCAAAAGAGAAAAUUAUAUUGCAAAAUUAACAGACAGAAAGGUUUUAUUUAAGCAACUCUUUUGCAUAGUUAAUAAAGAUAAGAGAAUUCAAAAGCCUCUAAUCCUAUAGAACUGCCCUGUUAAAAAUAUUGUUGAUUUUACAUCAUUUUAUGAAGAAUUAAAGAAAAUAGAUUUUGAUUAUGAAAAGGAAGAUUUAAUAUUAUGUAAAUGUAGCGUUUGCAGUUUUAUUCCGAUUAAGACCUUUGUAGGAAACAUCUAUUUUCAUGAAGCCUUUUAUGAAGCUCUCAACAAACUUUCUAAAAUUGAGGAUUUAAAAAAUUGUACAGAAUUCUCCUAUUAGUUUGAGGAUACUGAAUUAGAGAGUAAAGUUCUCAAUAAUCGAGCUGCUACAACCAAUUCUAAAAUUAAAGUUGUAUUACCCCCAACUGGAGUAAGAGAUGCUUCCAAUUUACAAAAUGUGACCGGAGAAGAAGGAUUUUUAGAUUUAAUGGAUGAUGAGGAAUAUUAGUCGAUUUUUCGUAAAACUGAGAUUUAAGGUUUCGAAUUUCGGACGUAAGGCUUGAAAUAGAAUAUAGGUGGAAUAGAGAUCGACUACUAAUAGCAAGGUAUUAAGGCAAAUGUUAAAGAGGCAGUUGAAAAAAUUAAUCAGAAUGCUAAUCAAGAUUUAAAAAGAUUUUAAUUUAAUGUUGUAGGUAUGUCAGUUGAAUUAAAAGGUGACAUACUCAGAUAAAACAAAGGAGAGUUCUCAUAUAAUAUAAAAUAAUGAACAUUUAUAAUUACCAUCAAAGAUAUUUAUAUAUUUAUGUGAUCUAAAUUAUAUUUAAA
This is a messenger RNA of Paramecium tetraurelia, 2198 nucleotides long. RefSeq lists its product as uncharacterized. Gene Ontology annotation, molecular function: SUMO ligase activity. Gene Ontology annotation, biological process: protein sumoylation. Lineage: Eukaryota; Ciliophora; Oligohymenophorea; Peniculida; Parameciidae. The transcript has 2 exons. The record is from RefSeq and is a predicted model, not a curated record.